Molecule: messenger RNA, 312 nt
Organism: Rotaria sp. Silwood2
Lineage: Eukaryota; Metazoa; Rotifera; Eurotatoria; Philodinida; Philodinidae
Source: the annotation of a GenBank genome assembly
AUGAGAGUUCCACGAAAUUUUACUUUAAAUGUAGAUAUUAUUAAAUUCAAUUGUAAAUUUCAAAGUUUAAAUCUUAAUAAACAUGAAUCAAUAUUAUUCGAAUCAUGUCGUUCAUUAUUUUGGCUUAAACAAAAACAUUGCAAUGUUGGAUAUCAUAAUGGUGAAGAGAAUGAACAAAAAUUCUUAUAUACAAUAGCUCAAUUUCGAUUAAAAGAUAUUAUUUAUCCUUUAUCUAAUUUUCCACCUAUAACAGCAGUACUAUCAAAUAUGGAAAAAUAUUUCUGUUUUGAUCAAAAUAAAAUUGAUUCUUAA